Messenger RNA from Sporisorium graminicola, 996 nucleotides. RefSeq lists its product as uncharacterized. Bases 1 to 996 code for a protein of 331 amino acids. The transcript has a single exon. The record is from RefSeq and is a predicted model, not a curated record. Lineage: Eukaryota; Fungi; Basidiomycota; Ustilaginomycetes; Ustilaginales; Ustilaginaceae.
AUGCCAACCAUGACAGACGCAUCCCCUGCUGUGCCAAGCUUCAUCGCGUUCACCAACGAUGGUGCGCAGGCACUGCUCGUGCUCGCCCCAGCCCUGCUGCUCGGCAGCGUGUCCCGCACACCUCGCACCGUAUUCUACAUCAAGAGCGAGACGCUUGUCCUUCUCACUCUCGUCUACACCUUCCGCUACAGCCACCUGUUCACCAAUUCUUUCAAUUUCGACAACAUCCUGCAGUACACCCAUCUGUGGAUGCUCGUCCAAACGACAUUCACCGUGCAUUGGUUACAGACCAAAGCGUUCAUUCCCAAGCCUGCCCCUGCCGAUCACAGCAAUGAUGAGGAGCAAGACGAGGUAGAGAAGCUGCUGGACCCGCUCCCUGCCUCCUUCAAUCCUAAACCCGACCCUCAACGCUUAACCGCCGACGUGAAACGCGUCAUCACCUUCGACCGCCGCCUGUUUGGCAACAUUCUCCUCUGGUCCUUCCUCCCUACACUUUACAGCGGCGACCACUCGCUGCUCUCCUACGCUGUCGACGCGUACUCCCACAAGUCACACGCUCCCCUCUCGCAAAUCAUCUACUCGCAGCUCUCCAUCGCCACCUGCCUGCUCGAGAUCAACGCUCUGGUGCUCCUCUUUGGCCGCGUCAUCAUCCAGCGUCGUGGACAGAUCAACAUGCCCCCUCCCACCGAGACUCAGCUCCAGAACGCCAAGAUCGACGUCGAGGAGUGGAAGAAGAGGCUUCAGACGCCAAACGGUGUUUGGGCUUUCAUGUGGUUCAGCAUGGCGAGCGCUGCGCUGGCCCUGCCCGGAUACAUCCACAAGGCUGAUCGAGUCAAGCGUCCUGAGGACUUUGAAAUCGCCAUGUGGCGCACCGUUGCCAGCAGCAUGACUUUGCUCAUGUUUGCGGCUACGAUGCUGUUCUACAGGUUCAUGCGUCCGAGCAGGAUUCAGCUACCCAAGGACGACGAGCACGUCAAGGCAGGCAGCCUUGCUUGA